AUGGCCAAGAUCACUUCUGUCAAGUACUACCGUGUUAAGCCGCGAUGGCUAAUGGUCAAGGUCGUUGAUGAGAAUGGACAGUAUGGAUGGGGUGAGGCUACGUUAGAGGGCCAUGACCUUGCUGUUGAGGGGUGUUUGGAUGAGAUGAUCCCACGGAUCAUUGGACAAGAAGCAAACGAUAUCGAAAACAUCUGGCAAACCUUCUGGCGUCAUGGGUUCUACCGCGGCGGACCAGUCUUCAUGUCUGCCAUCUCAGGCAUUGACAUCGCAUUGUGGGAUUUGAAAGGUCGCAACUUGAAGGUACCCAUCUACGAGCUUCUCGGCGGCAAAGUGAGGAACAAAGUCCAGGUUUACUGCUGGAUCGGCGGCGAUAGACCAUCAGAUAUAGAAGCAGCCGCAAAGAAGCGCCUUGAGCAGGGCCUCACAUGCGUCAAAAUGAACGCUACCGAAGACCUGGGAUGGAUUGACUCCCCAUCCGCCCUAGACAGCACCGUCGAACGUCUCAAACAGGUCAAGGCAUUAGGUCUUGACGCAGGGCUUGACUUCCACGGAAGAUGUCAUAAAGCAAUGGCGAAGCAGCUCGCUCGAGCUCUUGAACCUCAUAGGCCUCUGUUCAUCGAGGAGCCUAUUCUGGUUGAACAUCCUGAAGCUAUCAAGAAGCUAUCUGACCAGACUGUUAUCCCAAUUGCUUUCGGUGAGCGUUUAUAUACACGAUGGGAUAUUAAGCGCUUUCUAGAAGAUUCAAGUGUCGAUAUUCUACAACCUGACAUCGCUCACGCAGGCGGUAUUUCUGAGACGAAGCGUAUAGCCACUAUGGCUGAAGCUUAUGAUGUCGCGAUUGCGCCUCAUUGUCCGUUGGGACCUGUUGCAUUCGCUGCUUCUGUUCAGGUGGCGCUGUCAUCACCAAACUUUGCUAUUUUGGAGAUGAGCUUGGGGAUGCAUUAUAAUACCGAGGCUGGAGACAUUGAUCUACUGACGUAUCUCAAGAAUCCGAGUGUGUUUGAUCUAGAAGGUGGUCAUGUCAAGGCUCCGACGGGUUACGGCUUGGGGAUUGAGAUUGACGAAGAGAUGGUGAUCAGGAUUGCCAAAGAGACAGAGCCAUGGCAGUGUAAGACAUUCCAUGGUCCAGAUGGCAGUAUUAGAGAGUGGUAA
Fusarium proliferatum ET1 is the source of this 1152-nucleotide messenger RNA. RefSeq names its product putative starvation sensing protein rspA. Bases 1 to 1152 code for a protein of 383 amino acids. The transcript is spliced from 4 exons. Gene Ontology annotation, molecular function: galactonate dehydratase activity. Gene Ontology annotation, biological process: D-galactonate catabolic process; amino acid catabolic process. The record is from RefSeq and is a predicted model, not a curated record. NCBI's taxonomy places the organism in Eukaryota, Fungi, Ascomycota, Sordariomycetes, Hypocreales, Nectriaceae.